Messenger RNA from Marmota monax (woodchuck), 3519 nucleotides. Its product is annotated as heparan sulfate glucosamine 3-O-sulfotransferase 3A1. Lineage: Eukaryota; Metazoa; Chordata; Mammalia; Rodentia; Sciuridae. Bases 789 to 1394 code for a protein of 201 amino acids. The transcript has a single exon. The record is from RefSeq and is a predicted model, not a curated record. Gene Ontology annotation, molecular function: [heparan sulfate]-glucosamine 3-sulfotransferase activity.
GAAUACCCUGAGAGAAAUUACUGGAUUCUUGUGUCAGGGACAAGAUGGACAGUCACCAGGAAUAGAAUAAAAUAUGGAUAAGAAGAGCAUGAAUAUGUUAAUACCAUCUCAUAGCAGUGUAAUUGGGUUUAUUACUGCUCUAUCCAGACCCUGUGGGAUUUCUAUUCAAACAUAACAAAAUGGUUCUAUUACUCAUCAGGAAGAAUCAACAAGACAAAAAUCAUCACAAUCAUGUUAAAUAGCAGAGUAUUCUGAUUCACCUAAGAAUUUGACCAAGGUUAUUUUCUCCCAGCAUUGUAGAUCUAUAAUAAAAAAUGAAAACUUGGGCUGAGGCUGUGGCUCAGAGGUAGAGGGCUGGCCUAGCAUGCGUGAGUCACUGGGUUCCAUCCUCAGCACCACAUAAAAAUAAAAUAAAGAUAUGUGUCCAUCUAUAACUAAAAAAAAAAUAAAUAUUAAGAUAAAUAAAAUAAAAACCUCAACAGAGUACUUAUUCUGUGCCUGGGGCAUAUUUCUAAGCUAUUGAGGUAUAUUUAUUUACUCAAUUAAUCAUCUCAACAACUGCAUGAAAAAGGCGACAUUAUUCUCCACUCUAUGCAUGUGGCACCUAGAGGUCAGAGUGAUUAUGUGACUUCUCCACAGUUAGUAAACGGGGAGGUGCAGUUGGAAAACCCAGGAAGUCUGGAUUAGAUUGCACGUGGAGCUGCCUGUCCUUGGAACCACCUCUGUAUGUAAAGGUAAAGCUCUUCAGUCACUAACUUAGAUACUUCUCUGCUUUCCACAGGGACCUGAUGCCCAGGACCCUGGACGGGCAGAUCACCAUGGAGAAGACGCCCAGCUACUUUGUCACGCGGGAGGCGCCCGCACGCAUCUCCGCCAUGUCCAAGGACACCAAGCUCAUCGUGGUGGUGCGCGAGCCGGUGACCAGGGCCAUCUCGGAUUACACGCAGACGCUCUCCAAGAGGCCCGACAUCCCCACCUUCGAGAGCUUGACGUUCAAAAACAGGAGCACGGGCCUCAUCGACACGUCCUGGAGCGCCAUCCAGAUCGGCAUCUACGCCAAGCACCUGGAGCACUGGCUGCGCCACUUCCCCAUCAGCCAGAUGAGCGGCGAGCAGCUCAUCAGCGACCCGGCCGGCGAGCUGGGCCGAGUGCAGGACUUCCUGGGCCUCAAGCGCAUCAUCACCGACAAGCACUUCUACUUCAACAAGACCAAGGGCUUCCCCUGCCUGAAGAAGGCCGAGGGCAGCAGCAAACCCCACUGCCUGGGCAAGACCAAGGGCAGGACCCACCCCGAGAUCGCCCAGGAGGUGGUGCAGAGGCUGCGCGAGUUCUACCGGCCCUUCAACUUGAAGUUCUACCAGAUGACAGGGCACGACUUCGGCUGGGAUGGAUAACAAAUAUAAUUUAAAAAGAAAAAAAAAAGAAAGUAUGGAAAUAUAAUAUAUUUUUUUACCAAUCGGUAGAGAAAAGGCAGUUUAAUAUUUGUGCUGACAAUAUUUGUUUCAGUAUUUUUUUGCAAUGAAUGAUUGUUCACUUCUCCUCCCCAUCUUAAUGUACAAUCGACGUCAUGCAUUUGGAUAAACAGAAAAGGAAACCUUCUCUCCUAUAAAUACGUUCAAUUUUAUUUUAUGUUCUACAUACCCAGUCAUCAAGUAUAUGCAUUUUAAUUUCCAUUAAAAAAAUUUUGAAGAAAAUCAUGAGGGUAAUCUCCCCCCCCCACCACCAUCCCUUUUCUCUCUUUCUUUAAUACAAGAUAUAAUUAUAUCCUGAUAAAAUUAAUAUCCAUCCUUGUGUUUUUCUCCCUUCUUCCUCAGCCACUUUUUUUCCCCAUAAAUCAUUUAUCAUUUAAUAACACUAUAUGUUUGCACAUCACUUCAAGGUUUUUAUAGUGCUUUCAGAUACAUGUUUUGAUCCUUAUAGGACUAAGGUUGGUAUAAAAACAUAGUACAUGGAGAUCAUAAUCUCAGAUUUUACAGGUAAGGGAAACUGAGUCUCAGGGAGGUUAAAUGACGUAAGGCCAGAUGAUGAAUCCCGGACAAAAUCCCAUUUUCCGUUUGUUUUCUAUUCUGUGCCACUUUUUUUCUAGGGAGAAUGAGAACUAAACUUUCCAGUUUAGAAGUUAGUUUUAGGAUGAUCUGAAAAGGGAUAGACAGAGAUUUCUUAUUGCUUUCUAAGUUCCAGGCUAGCCUUAUGGAAUCCAGUAUCAUUACAUAGUUGUACUCCAGAAAACCACUAAGACCUGGACACAACCUCUUUGGAGAGCCAGUCUUAGCUAUUGACUGAUCAAAAUAUUCAAAAAUUUAACUGACCAAUACUUGACUUGAGUUUGCCAGAAAUCACUGGAUUCUUGUAUUUUGAGCUAUCUUUUUUUUUUUUUUUAAGUGAGACCCACUUCAAUUAGAACCUCCAGUACCAAUCUCAUUUUUCCUUCUCUGUCUUUGAAGAAAGAAAAUCUACCUUUCUUUGUAAUAUCUCACUGUUAACAUUGGAGCUAGUACUAAAGAAAUGAUCAAUUAACAGCUCAUUAACAAUGCUCUUAUUUUUCAUGGGUGGAGGGCUGAUACUUGGUCCCUUUAUUCUUUCUUUCUCCAUUUCCUCUUUCUACCAAUUAUCACCUACUGCUCAUUCACAUUUGGAAAAUAGUCUUAAGACAUGCAGUUCUGGGUAAAAUGGUGACUUUCCUCUUCUCUCGUCUGUUCCUCAUCUUCCCGCAUUUAAAUCACUCAAAUAAAUCAAGAGUUUAUUAAGAGUAUUCCUUUGCUCUCUGAGUGGUAUUAACAAGAUUAGCAUUAAUGGGAAUUAAAUUGGUCUAGAGAGGAGCACAUAUGCACGAAAUAUAUAAAACAUUUAUAAUUAGCCUGUCAGCAACGUUUUAGUAUAUAUUUAAACCCAAGAGGAAAAAUGUCUUUUUUUCAUGGAAGUUUCCUUUAUCUGCCAAGAUUUGAAGGACCAGAUACUCUAGUAUGAAAAAAUAUUGUUUAUUCUCCAAUGUUGUCCAUCAAAAACAAACAAAAUUAAGUUUUUUUUUUUUUUUUAAAUAUGCUGUGCAAUUGUGCAUUUAUCAUAAAUGCUACAUCCGGGGAUGUAAAUAUCUCUUGAGAAGCCUAACAGAGGAUUAAAAUGAAGGAAAAAAAUGUUUUAAUUUUCCAGAUAUUUUGUCAUUGUUCCAAAUCUUUGGGUUUAUUUGUUAAUAUUUCAUUUAUGGGAGUUAAGUAAACCCCAAAGCCAGGUCACCUUUUCUCAGUUGAAGUCCUUCACUUCUGUGCCCUCAGUUUUCCAACACUUACAGCCUGUUUGUGUACUACUUGAAUGUCGCUAGCAACAAGAAGAUAUUUAUUUUAAACUCUCCUCAUCUUUUAACUCAUUUUGUCUGUGCUUCUGAAUCGUUUGUGUUUGUUUGCUUGACAUUAUGCAAAAAAUGACUUGCACAAAGAGACAAUUGCAUCUAACAAUUUCGUUCAGUAACCUUCCUCUUUUUGUGUGGAAGAAAUAAUAAAAGAUCAAAAAUUGAGUGCUGAA